GAGGGCCACAGGUAAAGAAGAAAACAGUAACAAAGCAUGAGGGUUGCUUCAGGUGGUAGAAAAGUCCGAGAGAGAGAGAGAGAGAGAGAGAGAGAGUAGCUGAUUGUUGGGAGUGAGUUGAAGAGGUCUUUCCCUUUGAGGUCUUUUGGAAAGUCUCUCUCUCUCUCUCUGGUUCAAAACAGUAUUCAUUAGCCCUAAAUCCUUGCUGCCUGAUAUAUUUUCUUGAUUUUCUCUGUACCUUACCUUUGUUUUUUUUUUGUUUUUUUUUUUUUUUUUGAGCUUGGUCCGGGAACUAAAGACACAUUACUUGAUACCCUUUUGCCUCUAAUUCAGAGGACCAACAUCUGGUAAUUCUCACAGAUCGGAUCCAAACCAUUCCUAUAUAAUCGUAAUCCAGCUUCAGCUACACCCAUUUUGUACUGUACAUCUCAUAUGGAAAUCGGGCAUUUCACGUUUUAUUUUUUGCGUAAUAAUUGGUGUGAAAUUUUGUGAAUUUGCUCUCAUUCUUGGGGUUUUCCAAUUAUUUGGACGGAGAGAACGUUGGAAGCUAGCUGUUAUCGUUUCUGUCGAGAUUUGGGUCUUUUGUACCAAUUGCAAGUCGGAGCCAUAAAGGCAAUUGCAGGUAAAAUGGAGUGGACAAAUUAGCAGAGGAAGCACGGAAAACCGGGUUUCUUACUUAUUUAUCACGACGGUUCGGUUAAGGAAGAACUUGUAGAUAAAGGUUGUCAUGGUCUGCUUCUUUCCUUCUGCUACUUGGCAUGCCUUUGCGGGCAAGAUCCUGCCCAUUUCAUAGCAGUACGGAAUUUUCCCAUGAAAGGGUUUGAAAUAGAAUUUUCAAAUGGAUGCAGACUCACCAAGAAUCUCAGAACAGUUGCCUCAAGCCAUUGCCCAAGGCCGCAUGGACAGUGGUUUGCUUGUUGACCAUUCUGUCCAACCAGCAGCAUGUACUUUGUGCCAAAGAAUCAUUUCUCCUGAAAAUGAUGCAAGUGGUGAUCUUGAAACUGUUGGUGUAUGUGGGGACUGUAAGUUCUUAUUUCUUGAAGAUCAUGGCACCCCCGGGCGAAACUCAUAUCAGCGUAGGUUGCCUAGAGGAAGAAGAACCAGGUACAGCAGUUCUGAGUCUGUUGAAAAUCUUUUCUCACAAGAAUUCUCGCAUAUGAUUAAUCUAGCAAGGCAAAACCAAUUGAGUAUCUCUGGGAAUGAGGAUCGAUCUCUAGAGGGUGAUGCUAUGACUAGGUUAUUGCAGCACUCAAGUUCACGUUCUACCCCAAGUAGAUCUAGAAGUGUAAGGUGGGUACUCUCUGAUACUGAAAGUGAUGGUGUUGAUCAUCUGGAUUCUCUUUAUGGAGAGAGUGAGUCAAGUUUCAGUUUUGGUCAGUAUGGAGCUUUGCAUGGUGAAAGUGAUGCAAUUUCUUUUAGUGCCUAUGGAGGGGACUCAGAUGCUUCUGUUGGAGGACAUAGUUUCCUGGACCCAGAGAUGUUUGUUCAACCAGAUGAGGGUAGCAUUUUUGAUAGUGAUACUGAUAUUGAUCCAAUGCAUGCAGGCCUCAACCAAUGGGACUUGGAGGAGGAGGAGGAGGAGGAUGAAGGAGGAGAAGAAGAAGAAGAAGAAGAAGAAGAAGAAGAUGGUGUGUGGGAAGAAGCUGAUGCUGAGGAAGACACAGUUGAAUCUGCAGAAGCAAGAGGUCGACUUCAAAAUUUUUUGACUUCUGAGGAUGCAGUCAGUUGGAGGCUUAGGGAAGGUUAUGUUCAUACUAUCUUUGGUAACUUGGAGGAAGCGGAGUUAUUGCCUUAUGUGAGGAAUUCUGGGGAUUAUCUUGAUGCAAGUGGCUUUGAAGAACUGCUGGUGCGUCUUGCUGAGACUGACAGCUUGAGACGGGGAGCACCUCCUGCAGCAUCGUCUUUAGUAAAUAGUUUGCCUUGUGUAGUAAUUGAUGAACAGCAUGAGAAGCAUGAAGGCUUAGCAUGUGCAAUAUGCAAGGAAGUGUUAACCAGUGGCACCAAAGCAAAUCAGCUUCCUUGCUUUCACCUUUAUCACCCUUCCUGUAUCCUGCCAUGGUUGAGCACAAGAAAUUCAUGCCCCCUUUGUCGAUAUGAGCUUCCUACUGAUGACAAGGAUUAUGAGGAGGGGAAGCAGAACAGUAGUGGUAGAGUGGAAAUCCAUGAAAUCCAGCAGGAAAAUGUAAGUGAGGAUAACUCCUCUGAUGUCUUUGAUGGAGCUGAAGCUGAUGGAGGGCUUGAAUUUUAUCCAGGCAGCUCUGAGGAGAGAGAGCUGCUGGAUGUGGAUCCUGCUACUGAUAUCUCUGGCAGAGAGGGUGGUAGAGGGAGAUGGUAUUUUCUUGCAGCUGCUCCAAUUGUCGGUCUCGUGGGCAUUGUGCUUGUAUGGUGGUUAGGCAAUCCUUUAAUGCAGGGAAGAGUACCACCAAGCCAGUGCAGCUUCCGAGAACAGGGCCAUCGUCAAAUUCACAUUUCUGCUUCCUCACCUAGCCAAAGGGAGAAUAGAAGCAGGAGAUGGUGGUCACUUUUCUAGGAAGCUCUUGGAUGUCUACUAAAAAAAUAUCAGUCUGUUGAUGCAUUGUUUUGAUGGUUUUUCCUGACGUUGCCGUUUGUGCUUUUGACCUUAAGAUACAUAUUCAGGCUGCUGUGCAUUAACUUCUCAACGACUGGAUUCGGAUUUGUCGUAGAAAUUUACAUUGUUAUAAAAGUUCUUGUAGUACUUUAGUGUUGUUUGGCUGAAAGGUGAGGUGAACAGUUUCGUCUUUUUAUGGUGUACCCUGUACAGCUGCAUGUUUCCCCUACACCUCCUAGUACCAAACGGUUGAGAUGUGAAGUUGAUUUGAGUUGUAUAAGCAUAAUAACGCAGCCACCAUGAGUGUCUAGUUUUCCUCA
Molecule: messenger RNA, 2889 nt
Organism: Juglans microcarpa x Juglans regia
Lineage: Eukaryota; Viridiplantae; Streptophyta; Magnoliopsida; Fagales; Juglandaceae
Exons: 3
Coding region: 839-2530 (563 amino acids)
Biological process (GO): protein ubiquitination
Cellular component (GO): cytoplasm
Molecular function (GO): ubiquitin protein ligase activity
Source: RefSeq, a predicted model, not a curated record